Molecule: messenger RNA, 1605 nt
Organism: Talaromyces stipitatus ATCC 10500
Lineage: Eukaryota; Fungi; Ascomycota; Eurotiomycetes; Eurotiales; Trichocomaceae
Product: benzoate 4-monooxygenase cytochrome P450, putative
Exons: 6
Coding region: 1-1605 (534 amino acids)
Molecular function (GO): oxidoreductase activity, acting on paired donors, with incorporation or reduction of molecular oxygen; heme binding; iron ion binding
Source: RefSeq, a predicted model, not a curated record
AUGGCUACUCAAGCAAGUCUUGCAAGCAGAUGUAUUGCCUUUUCACUAGGCAUCUUAAUUCAUCGUCAUAUCUUUGCUUAUGGAGAAUGGCAUCUAUGUGCAACAGCCAUUAUGAGAAUCCAUAUUCUCACAUGGAUCAGUAUCUAUCUGAUAGAUUGCUAUCACAUGCGUCAUGUUGAAGCUAUACAAGACAGCUCGCUCAUAGCACUCUGUUACGCUGUGGGCCUGUUUGGUAGUAUGGCUGUUUACCGAGCCUUAUUUCAUCCUCUUCAAGAAUAUCCUGGCCCAUUAGCUGCGCGCUUAACCAAGUUAUGGCACGUUUCCAAAUGUCUAGACUCCAGGAAUCACCUUUUAAUGGACGAGAUGCACAAGAAAUACGGUGACUUCGUCCGCACAGGUCCCAAUGAGUUGACUAUUUUCCAUCCUGAGACUCUUGCCACAAUCUAUGAAGGGAUCAACAACCCUUUCAAUAAACCUGCAUGGUACGAUAACCUGCGCCCAUACACGGGAUUGAAUACUCAUCGAAGCAAAUAUGUACACAAACAUCGCCGUCGAAUCUGGGACCAUGCCUUCACCACAUCUGCUUUGAAAUCAUAUCAGGAGGCGUUGAAGAGUAUAUCAAAUUCGCUCGACGAAGUUAUCAUGAAACGAGUGGGACAGCCUAUAGUUAUCAAUGAUCCCUUCUACUGGGCUUCGUGGGAUUUGAUGGGACAACUCGGAUUCUCCAAGUCGUUCGGAAUGCUUCAAGGGCAAAAAUGGCACUUUGCAAUACAGAUGCUCCGCAAAGGCUUGGAAUUCGUUGGACCGUUCACCCCAGCUCCAUGGCUCGUUCGAAUUGCCCUUGAUUUACGUCCUCUACCAUCGGUUCGUAAUUUCCUGAAGAUGGAGGACUGGUGCGCCAGAGAGAUGGAUAAACGUAUCAAGAUUUCGAGCCACCUGGUCGCGUGGUCUGUGGACCAUGAUCGCCUGCAAAAAGAUCUUCAUACUUUAUACGGGGAUUCAAUUGCAAUAAUUAUUGCCGGAAGCGAUACAGUGGCACACACACUUAUCUACGUCUUCUACCAUCUCGCCAGAGAUCCGUCGCAGCUUACAAAACUGCGAGAGGAACAAGCAGGCAUCGAUCUUCAGGAUCUCCGUCAACUGCAGGGCCUCCCUCAUCUCAACGGCAUUAUAAAUGAGGUUUUACGCCUUCAUCCAGCGGUACCAACGGGUGGCUUCCGCGAGACGCCUCCUGAAGGCGCGGAAAUAGGAGGCCGAUGGAUUCCGGGAAAUACUCUGAUUUGUGCUCCACGCUGGACUAUUAGUAGACUCGAAGCCUGCUUUGUGCAGCCUCUGGAAUUUAUACCGGAGAGAUGGUACAGCAAGCCAGAAAUGAUCCUAAACAAGAAAGCAUUCAGCCCCUUUGCUUCAGGCCCCUACUACUGUAUUGGCAAGAACCUUGCAUAUAUGGAAUUGACAUAUAUCAUCUCCUUGCUGGCUUCCAAGUAUGAUGUCCAGUUUGCUCCUGGCGAGGAUGGCAGACAAGUGGUGGAAGAUUUGCAGGAUCAGUUUACGGCUGCGCCGGGUAAGCUACGCCUGGUGUUCCACCAGCGAAAUACCUGCUGA